Molecule: messenger RNA, 2454 nt
Organism: Marchantia polymorpha subsp. ruderalis
Lineage: Eukaryota; Viridiplantae; Streptophyta; Marchantiopsida; Marchantiales; Marchantiaceae
Source: the annotation of a GenBank genome assembly
GGAAACUCGUCCGCUCCCGCAGCGUCUUGUGUCCGAGUGGGCGCGGGGCGGGCACGGGGCAGGGGCAGCAGCUGAUGCAGCUCAGAGUCCUUGAUCGAUGGAGCCCAUCGACAUUUCGCUCAGCGGCAUCGAGUUUCUUGCUCUCGGUGUGUCGAGAAGAUGCAGUCGCUGAGAAUCGACGGCGACAGCGUCGGGGGUUGCGUAUAAUUUUUCGACGCGCUCGAUUCUUUCCUCCUGGUUCUUCAUGUCUUCUUCUUAAUUCUCGUCUUCCUUUUCUUCUUGCGGGCCGAGGCCGUCGAGUCGGGAGGGAGGGAGGGAUAGUAGAAAUUUGGAAACAGAGAUGACGAGGGUCUGUUAAUUAUGCCCAUCUCAACCGCAUGAGCAGUUUGUCUUCUUCGUUGACCAGGUUUUCAUUCCGACUCCGCAAAAUCGAGGUCGGGGUUUUUGUCGAGAGACUGGUGGGGGUGAUACAUGGCUCUUUUGGCCCCGUCUUUGCUGCGUGUUAAGGUUUGGCGCCCCUGCGACGGCUGCAGUAGCAGCCUGUUCAAGUCGUCCGUGCUACAAGUUUCCACUUCUGAGCUAUUCAUAACGAAACAUUUAAGAAGAAGGGUAGGAAGCGGGGGUCGAUUAAGAUGCGUCAGAAGUGGACCACGCUCUGGUGACAUUUUGGAACCACAGAAUUCUUACCCUAGUGGAAAUUUGAAUGAAAAGAAUGGUAAAGGAAAUAGUCGAGAUAGCUACGAGGGCUGUACGUCAGCACCCGGAGUCAAAUCGGAGACGGCGGCCAACAGUAUUGACAGCUACGAAGGGGACACUAUGAAUGUGGAAGCAUCUCCUUGGAAGAAUGUUUUUCCUGCUUACAUGCAGAGCAAAGAGGACGAAGAAGAGUCGGAAGAAAGCGUAAAUGAGCCCGUUUGCAAUCCCCCUAGCUCAAGAGGAGCUGUGAAUGGAGUAGUUGCAGCGAAAGCAGCAGCUGCCGCUACUGCCUCUGCUAAAGAAUUUGAAUCUCAAUUUGGGUCAAUUUCGACUCCCCUUCUGACAUCUCAAUCUACAGCCUCAGCAGCUCGCAAAAACCUGAAAGAUUUAAUAUCUCAUGAUCCAAUCUGGGCUGCGAUUAGAGCUGAGGCCAGACUUGAGGCAGAGCGAGAACCACUACUCAGUAGCUUCCUGUAUGCAAGCAUACUGGCUCACUCGUGCUUCGAGCGCUCCCUGGGAUUUGUACUCGCAAACCGUUUGAAAAACGCGACACUACUGGCCACACAACUCCUAGAUGUCUUCGACGACGUGUUCAUGAAUGACAGCUAUGUUGUACAGGCUGUAAGAUUAGAUGUGCAGGCAGUUAAAGAUCGCGAUCCAUCCUGCAGAUCUUACAGUUCGGCUCUGCUGUACUUGAAAGGCUAUCAUGCUAUUCAAGCGUACAGGGUGGCUCACGCAUUGUGGAAUAGAGGUCAGAAGGUUUUAGCCUUGGCAUUACAGGCACGAAUCAGUGAGGUAUUUGCAGUGGACAUCCAUCCUGCUGCGCGUAUAGGGAAGUCCAUAUUGCUGGAUCAUGGCACAGGAGUUGUCAUUGGAGAGACCGCAGUAGUUGGUGAUCGUGUUUCCAUGCUUCAGGGUGUUACAUUGGGUGGCACAGGGAAAGCAUCAGGAGACAGACAUCCCAAAAUUAGAGAAGGAGUGCUGAUUGGUGCAGGAGCCACCAUUCUAGGAAAUAUAGUCGUCGGAAAGGGUGCCAUGGUCGCAGCUGGUUCUCUUGUAUUGAAAGACGUUCCACCCCACAGUAUGGUGGCUGGGACCCCAGCGAGAGUUGUUGGAUUUUUGCAAGAACCUACACCAUCUCUCACUAUGAAACAUGAUGUCACAAAAGAUUUUUGCGAAGAACUGGAAGAAGCAGUGAGGCGCCAAUCACUGCUAGAGAAUAGGCUGAGUGGAGGGGCAGGAAUAUGAUCAAACAGACGUUUGGAACUGUGCUUUUGUUUUGCCCAUUUGUAGGAGACAGGCGAGAUGUACGAUAGUUGAUAGGUGUGCUUCAAAUACGAUGUCGGAUUUCUUCGCUUGCAGAUUGAUGUAAACAGGUGAAUAUAUGACUUACACUUAGUGUUAAAUAGACAUGUAUUUCCUCCUCUCAAGAUGGAUGAUUUGUUACGGGCAUAGUUUACAUAUAUUAUAACUGGAUAGUAUUCUUCAUCGAUGAUUUCAGAAAUAGGGGGGGAACGAUAUGGGAAUUGUCGGUGGAAGGCAGCUGAAUCACUUGUACGGAAUUUUUUUGUUAAAAGAUCACUGCAGUAUUUUAGUCAGCUACGAUACCCUUUGGCCACUGAUGUGAUCUGAUCUGCCAGGGCUGGAGAGGAUUCAGUUGACAAAGCAGUUUGGCAUCCACGAAGUCUAGGAAUAUGUUGCAGUUCAGGGUGCUGCUGUAAAUUCAUGUAAUGCAACUGUUCCAAAACUUUCACCUUC